Molecule: messenger RNA, 1750 nt
Organism: Salvelinus fontinalis (brook trout)
Lineage: Eukaryota; Metazoa; Chordata; Actinopteri; Salmoniformes; Salmonidae
Product: regulator of G-protein signaling 21-like
Exons: 3
Coding region: 635-1087 (150 amino acids)
Source: RefSeq, a predicted model, not a curated record
UACACUCUUUUGACUUUAGGGUUAUAUUAGGAUUAUAUACUCUGUCUUUCAUCUUCAUAUCUAUGAUUGACACUGAGGUGGACAGGAUAUCAUAGAAGACAUGAGGGCCACUCCUUGAAACCCAGGUGUAUACUCUCUCAGAGGUCAGAGAGGCAAUGGAAGGAAGGAUACCCUCUCUCCAAACAUCACUUUGCAUACUGAUUUGCAUGUGUUCCAUUCAUGGAGGGAGCCUGGUUUAGAUCAUUCCCUGCAACUUAACUCCCUCACCUCGAAACAAUCAAAAUCUUAGCCUCACAUUGGCAGGAACAAUUUUCUCUCUCCCAGACAGACAACGCUGCCAUGGCAAUAAAGUGAGUUCCUUUAUCACUGAUUCUGUAGAUGAAUGCCGCUAUGUUUCAAUACAAGUUACAACUUAUUACAAGAAUGAGGAGUCUAUUAUGUGCAUUUUGCAUUUAAGUUACUAUAAUGUAUUGGAUUACAGGUCAUUUGAAUUUUUCAAAGAUCUUUUCACUGGACUAUAAAACGUAUUUUUGAAAUGCAAAACCAUUGAUGGACCGUAAUUCAUCUAAUUUCUUUCCAGGUGUGAGGCAGAUUUGAUAUUGUGUUUUGAAAAUCACUGAUUACUGCGCUAGUGAUGGAUCUGAACACUCUUUUCAAGGGUAGAUUUUGUUGCUUUCUCAAGGACCCACUUGAAGAGGCUGAGACUUGGGGAGAGUCUGUGGACAAACUCCUGUGUAGUAAAUCUGGGCAGGCAGCUUUCCGACAAUUCCUGAAGUCAGAGUAUAGUGAGGAGAACAUCCUGUUUUGGCUGGCCUGUGAGGACUACAAGAAGAUCAAGUCUCUUCCAGAGAUGAUCUCCUCUGCAAACAGGAUCUACUCUGAGUUUGUGGAAUGUGAAGCACCCAGACAGAUCAACAUUGAUUGUGGGACCAGAGAAAAUAUCACCAAGAACAUCUCCCAGCCGAGCCUGACUUCCUUUGACGCGGCACAGAAGCUGAUCUACAGUCUGAUGGCCAGGGAUUGUUACCCACGAUUCCUCAAGUCAGACAUCUACCAGGAUUUGCUGAGGAGAGCAGAUGCAAGGUGACUCUCUUGAAUAACAAACACUCUAAGUGUUUCUCAACAUUCUAUGUACCAGACACUGGCAAGCUAUAGUCCCUCUAUCCAUGGAGGACCACUUUUUUACCUUAUUUUCGACUUACCUAGGAUGUUGUUACCUAUGGUUUAGUUUAGCAACGUCCAGAAUAUCCUGGCUAGACUGUGUUUAAAUGUAGCAAUGCACGUGGAAAUGGAUUGUAUCGUUCCUUAAAACUAGCACCUGAGAACUGACUAAAUGGCUGUCAGCUAACCAUUUAACCAGGAACUGGUCGAGAACAACCCAGAAGUUGAGAAACACAUUCUUUCGCCUCUUUCAUCUACUUAUGCUUACCAUGUCAUUGCAAUCCAUGUCCAAACAAUAUCAGAGAUAUCUUUUCUUUAACCGGUGACUACAUUUAAUGGGUUGAUUCCAUCCUCAAUGAAUGUAUAUAGUAUAAUGUGUGCAAUGUUGGUUGUAUUUAACUAAGUUAUUUGUAGAGAGUAAAAUGCCAAGAUGUUGCCCCUUUGACUAUAAAUUAGAUGACGAAUAAGUUCUUAAUUUGUAUCAAUAGUAUUAUCACUUCUGUAUGUAAUCAGAUACUGUCUCAAAUUGAAAUUAAAAUGAUCUGAAUGAAUCAAGCAUCAAAUUUGAAAUAAAAAACUAUGCAAAUGA